CUUUUCCCACAUCAAUCCUACUAUUAAACCCCCUUCUCCCUCCAUUAACAAAAACCGGGUCUCUCUCUCUCUCAACACUAAAUCUAAAUCUAAAUCUUUCAAUUUCUGUAAUUUCUUACAAAACUUUCUCCAUUCAAUCCAUCAAUCCUCCGCGGUUUCAACCAACCCAUUUUCAAUGGCAACUGACGACAGCACACCCGGAUCUGGAUCCACCACCGUGAAUGGCGAUGCCACAGCUCCACAGAAGCGCAAAAUAGCAUUGAUCACCGGCAUAACCGGCCAAGACGGUUCCUACCUGACGGAAUUCCUUCUCAACAAAGGGUACGAGGUUCACGGGUUGAUCCGUAGAUCAUCAAACUUCAACACACAGCGAAUAAACCACAUAUAUAUAGAUCCACACAAUACCCACAAGGCUCGCAUGAAGCUACACUACGCUGAUCUGUCAGACGCGUCCUCUCUCCGGCGAUGGCUGGAUACUAUUAAUCCUGAUGAAGUCUAUAAUCUCGCUGCACAAUCACAUGUUGCUGUCUCAUUUGAAAUCCCUGAUUACACUGCUGAUGUUGUUGCUACAGGUGCUCUGCGCUUGCUUGAAGCAGUGAGAUCUCAUAUUGCUGCAACUGGGAGAAGUCAUAUUCGUUACUAUCAGGCUGGAUCAUCUGAAAUGUUCGGAUCCACUGCGCCUCCACAAUCUGAACUUUCACCAUUUCAUCCAAGAUCUCCAUACGCAGCGUCGAAAUGCGCUGCCCAUUGGUACACUGUUAAUUACAGGGAGGCGUACGGGUUGUUUGCCUGUAAUGGGAUAUUGUUUAACCAUGAAUCUCCAAGGCGAGGAGAGAAUUUCGUGACUCGAAAGAUAACAAGGGCUGUCGGAAGGAUCAAGAUUGGGUUGCAAAGCAAACUGUUUCUAGGCAAUUUGAAUGCGUCGAGAGAUUGGGGUUUCGCUGGGGAUUAUGUUGAAGCUAUGUGGAUGAUGUUACAACAAGAGAAGCCUGACGAUUAUGUUGUGGCAACUGAGGAGUCGCAUACUGUGGAGGAGUUUUUACAAGUGGCAUUUGGGUAUGUGGGUCUGAAUUGGAAAGACCAUGUGGUGAUUGACAAGAGGUAUUUCAGGCCUGCUGAAGUUGAUAACUUGAAAGGGGAUUCAAGCAAGGCUAGGAAAGUUCUUGGCUGGAAACCAAAAGUGGGAUUUGAGCAGUUGGUGAAGAUGAUGGUUGAUGAAGAUAUUGAGUUAGCUAAGAGGGAGAAAGUGCUUGUUGAUGCUGGUUAUAUGGAUGCUCAACAGCAACCUUGAUUGGUAAUAAAAUCUAUAUUCAGAUCGAUUUAAGUUAAUCCCAGAUGAUGUUAAGAGCUUACAUAAUACUAGAUAAAAUGGCUUCAUUUUGUUUCAAGUGAAAGAUAAUUUAUCUUGCUGUUAUUCAUCUAAUCUUAAAGUGUAUUUCCUUAUUGUUCAUUUGUUGUUCUGUUUGUCUGCAAAUCUGAGAAUCAAAUUCAUUCAAAUUUCAGA
Molecule: messenger RNA, 1504 nt
Organism: Ricinus communis (castor bean)
Lineage: Eukaryota; Viridiplantae; Streptophyta; Magnoliopsida; Malpighiales; Euphorbiaceae
Product: GDP-mannose 4,6 dehydratase 1
Exons: 1
Coding region: 176-1291 (371 amino acids)
Biological process (GO): GDP-mannose metabolic process
Molecular function (GO): GDP-mannose 4,6-dehydratase activity
Source: RefSeq, a predicted model, not a curated record